Physella acuta is the source of this 4217-nucleotide messenger RNA. RefSeq names its product ras-related protein Rab-7L1. Gene Ontology annotation, molecular function: GTP binding; GTPase activity. NCBI's taxonomy places the organism in Eukaryota, Metazoa, Mollusca, Gastropoda, Physidae. The record is from RefSeq and is a predicted model, not a curated record.
CUAGUCAAAUGGAUGUUUACUGUCUGCUCUUGUUUACAGAAUUCUUGAUCAUUGACCAUUGUGCACUUUUAAAUAAAAAAAAAUAUUUCUAGUCUAGAUUCUCUGGCUAGUCUACAGUAAAAUCUAGUCGUAGCUUUUAAACACACUAGCCUAGUCAUUAAUGAUCAUCAAAUCAAUGAUUCAAAAUUAUUAAAUUAGUUGAUUGACGAUUGUCAUUCAUAAUUUACUAGAUCUAGAUCUAGAUCUAGAUCUAGAUCUAUCUAUGAUCUAACUAUUUCUAUUACACUGUUACUCGAUCUAUUUACUGUUUGUUUACUGUGUAAUACUGUGUAUACUGAGUAUACUGUAUAACAACACCACAACCAUCAACUUGAUCAACUGAAACCAGAUCUAGAUCUAGAUCUAGUCUAGAAUCAAGACUAGUCUAACUUCUAAGUUAGAGUCUAAGUCUACCACUCUACCAGGCACUGAACAACCACUGGAGUGUUUGACACAGACUAACACACUGCAGUCAGUAGUGUAGAAAUCAAUGACAAAGCUGUGACAGCAGUGUUUUUCCAUUCAGUUGUGCUUCUUCACUCCACUUCUACAGGAUUUUUUUUAGUAGUCUAGGAGUCAAAGAGACCUAGAUCUAGACUUAAUACUUAUAUACUAGAUCUAUAUACUGUGUAAUAUAUUUUUAUAUAGGCCUACUCUUUAACUAGAAUGCUAGAUCUAGAAACUAGAUUUUAGUUUAGUUUAAAGUUAAAGUUAGCCAACUAGAUCUAGAGAUCUAGAUAGAUAUCUAGAUCUAAUUUAUCUUUCAACCACACUUUUAAAACUUGUUUUGCCAAUCACAAGUUAAUUUUAGAUAAAUAAAAAAAAUUGAUGUAUUAUUAGGGCCUAGUGUUAUUUUUUUUAUCCUGAUCACUAGUCUAGUACUAAGAUCUGCAAUCAACAUUUUAAAAAAAGAGAUGACAAUUACAUAAGAAUAAUUGGGAUCAAUAGUAUGACAUGAACUGCCUAGACAACCUUGAGGAGGAAGUCAUUAAAAUACUGAUAAUCGGGGACUCUGGAACUGGGAAGUCGUCAUUUAUUGACAGAUAUAUCCAUGAAAAGUUUAAUGACUACUACAAACCUACUCUUGGUGUUGAUUUUGCUAUAAAAAGAAUAAAAACACAUGAGGGGAAACAUGUCAAAUUGCAGUUCUGGGAUAUUGCUGGCCAAGACAGGUUUCCCCUGCUGACCAGGUCCUACUACAGGUACGCUCGUGGCUGUCUGAUUGUAUUUGACCUGACGGACGUCGCCAGCUUUAACAACGUCAAGAGGUGGAAGUCAUGCAUUGAGUCCAACUGUGACGCUGAUUCAGAAGUCCCAUGUAUUCUUGUAGCCAACAAGCACCCAAGUAAGGCAACUACUGUUGCUGAUUUAAAAGAGGAGAGAAGAAUUAGCUACCCUGAGAUUGAGGAUAUGUGUAAUGAAUUAAAUUUUGUGCAGUGGACUGAAACAUCUGUAAAAACAGGAUUGAUGCUUCAAGAGACUGUACAAUACCUGAUUGAUGUGAUACUAGGCAACUCUCCCAAGUUCUAUACACCCUCAGAGUAUGAAGUCGUGGAUAAAAAAUCCAUUGUGGACAUUGCAAUAGAGACAAAUGUGAACACACCUUCCAAGACCAGCUGUGUUUUCUGUAGCUAAGUCUGUCCUGUGUUUUCUGUAGCUAAGUCUGUCCUGUGUUUUCUGUAGCUAAGUCUGUCCUGUGUUUUCUGUAGCUAAGUCUGUCCUGUGUUUUCUGUAGCUAAGUCUGUCCUGUGUUUUCUGUAUCUAAGUCUGUCCUGUGUUUUCUGUAGCUAAGUCUGUCCUGUGUUUUCUGUAGCUAAGUCUGUCCUGUGUUUUCUGUAGCUAAGUCUGUCCUGUGUUUUCUGUAGCUAAGUCUGUCCUGUGUUUUCUGUAGCUAAGUCUGUUCUGUGUUUUCUGGGUGUUGUACAGCUGUUGUUUUGUGUACAAAUGGCAUGGUUGAUGUUGUGGCUUUUUGUCCUGAAACUGAGAGUAGCUGGUUGGUCCAGGACUGACCAUUAAUUGGAGGACAUCAAAUCCAGGACUGACCAUUGAAGGACAUCAAAUCUAGGACUGACCAGUGGUAUUCAAGAGAUGAGUCAAACCUUUCAUGUUAUCAGCUGUGACAUUUUUAACACUGGGUAGGUCGACAAAGUUAUUGGUUGAUAGUCUGUCAGCCAAUAAGUUUGUCUUAAUUAUUGGUUGAUAGACAAAAUUAUUGGUUAGCCAAUAAGUUUGUCUAAAUUAUUGGUUGAUAGACAAAAUUAUUGAUGACACGACAGGAAUUUUUUUACACUACUAGUAACAGUGGCGUUGCCAGUUUGGGUGGCACCUAUUGCUGCACCUAAUUGUGUCACCCCCCCCUCUCAAAGAGAAAGUAAGAAGAAAAAAUAUAUUUAUGCCAUAUACACUUGUAAUAUACAUGUGUAUAUUUAAAUAUAUUUUUUUUCUGGAUUUUUUGAAGCUACGCACUUUAGGGCUGAACUUUGUCCUUUUUUUUUUAAUGUAUGGAAAAAUGAGUAACAUUCCGACAAAAUAUUUUUUUUACAACAUUUGAAUCUGCUAGAAGCUCUUUAUUUAUUACUAGCCGUCGGUACCCGUUACACUUGAAUUAUAGAACUAAUGUUAAAAAUGUUUGAGAAAAAUAUUUUAUAAAAUAGUUAUUGGUCAAAACUCAAUGUGCUUUACUACACAUUUAUAUUAGUGACAAGCAAAGAAAUAACUAAAUAGCUAAAGUCCGCACAAAUAAAAUAACAUAGGCUACCAAUACCUACCGGUUGUUCAAUGGUAUUUCUGUUGUUUUUUAAAGUGAUUUGUAUUACUUUUGGCCGAGAAUAUUGUAUACAUUUCAUAGCGUAUGUCCCGAUAAAUAGAUCUAAAGAUCUAAACCAAAACUGAAUGAAAUAGUUCAUUUGUUUAUAUUCUAAAAUUGGAAGAUGACACCAUUAGUUUUGUGUUCUUUCCGUAGUUUUACAUGUGGCAUGUGAGGUCAUUGCUUAUUGCAUUCUUUUCACAAUAAACGCUUUUCCGGUUGUAUAGUUAAAAUUCUCUUUCUACAUUAGAAUAUGCCUUUAUUUUCAUUUUCCUUUUAUUAAAUAAAAUUUAGUUAAUACAUUUAUAACAUCCACCAUAUCAUUUUUAACAAAAGUUCGUAUCUUUAAGUUCUCCAUAUGUUGCUGAACAUACUGAUCACAUCGCCUAAAAAAACUUGCGGAUAGGGAGAGAGAGAGAAGUGCGCACAUGUGUAUACUUAAUUUAUAAUCAAAUUAUUAUAAUUCAAAUAUGAUGUAUCAAAACAUUUGGCAACUCUUGAUGAAAACAUGUCAAUGUGGCAAGCAAACCAGUUUUAUUAUCUGUUGCUUGCUUUUUAUGGUUUUUGUCAUUCAUUUUUGUCUCUUAAUUAAUUUACAAUGGAUUAAUAUUUUGCUCCUUGAAAGAGUAUUGAACACUAAUUAAUCAUUUAUUUAACUGGAAUGAUCUUUUUUCUACAUUUAUUUUUCUAAUUUUUCCUUGGUGUCACCCCCCUAAAUGGUGUCACUCAGCGUGGUCCGCAUCCCCCCUUUGCUAUGCCUCGGACUAGUAUCAAGCUAAGGUAUGCAUUGUGUUAUAAAGGUUUUAAAACUCAGAAUUUGAUUAUUAAUAAAUUGUAUUUAUUCAUAUUUGUGAAAUCAUAAACACAAUAUUAUCAGCAAACAUCAUAAUAUACAUACAUGCUCAAACCAUAAGAUGAUCAUUGUUUUUAUCUUUAAAAAACUGAUGAGAAUAAUUGUCAUAAAUUAUCUUAGACUAUACACUGCAUUACAGUAACCAUAUGUGCCAUAAAGUUAGUUUGUGUACAUGCAGUUAGAGAGUAUUUGUAUACCAUGACAGUUUUAAGAUAUUUGUAAACAAAAUUAACAUUUUUACACCUAGAAAAAUUGUGUCCAUACCUUGUUUUACAAUUUGAGGCUGUGAUAUAUUUUAUGCAUUCCAAAUGUGAAAUGUCAGCUAUUGUUUAACUAUUGUUAUACUAAAAACUUUUAAAAUUUACAACUACUCUUUGUAAAACACAAAUCGGUACGGUGAAGAUUUUUUUUUUUUACAUAAUCUGAAUUACAAGCUUGCCAAUGUCAUGUUGUCAUCAUGUGUCACUGUCAUAUCAGCAUUGUCAGGGUAAGCUGUAAAUAAACUGAUUUACAAUGUCA